AUGGACAUGAUUGAAAACAUCGCCAACAAGGCGUCCCAGAUCACCAUGUACGACCUCAAGUCGUACUACAACCAGGCCAAGAACGCCGUCCUUAACAUCCCCGAGAUGGAGGCUAAAGUCCGCGAGGCGACCAACGAAGACGCCUGGGGCGCCUCGUCGACUCUGAUGCAGGAGAUUGCCCAGGGCACGCACAACUACCAGCACUUCAACGAGAUCAUGCCCACCAUCUAUUCGCGCUUCAUGGAGAAGGAGGCGCGGGAAUGGCGUCAGAUCUACAAGGCUCUUUCCCUCCUCGAGUACCUGAUCAAGCAUGGCAGCGAGCGUGUGGUCGACGACGCGCGUGCUCAUAUCUCUACGAUCAAGAUGCUCAGAAACUUCCAGUACAUUGACGAGAAGGGCAAGGACCAGGGCAUCAACGUCCGCAACCGCUCGAACGAGAUCGCCGCGCUCCUGGGUGACGUCGACAAGAUACGCACCGAGCGCCGUAAGGCCCGCUCCAACCGGUCCAAGUACCAGGGCCACGAGGGUGGCAUGUUCAACACUGCCACUGGGAGCCGGUACGGCGGGUUCGGGAGCGAGUCCUACGUCCCAGGCGGUGGCGGCAGCGGUGGUGGUGGUGGCUACGGCGGCGGUUCGGGCUCCGGCUCGGGCUCACGUUACGGCGGGUACGGCAACGACGACGACUACCGCGGGUCGAGCGCGCGCGCGAGCUCGUCCCAGCAGCGCCAGGAGUAUGACGAGUACGAGGGAGCCGACGACUUUGACUCGCGCAGGCCGAGCAAUGGUAGCGGCGGGGCGAGCGCACAGGCGUCGCGCCCAACGCAGGCCCCGCCUAAGCCGCCCAAGGACGAGCCGAAAAAGCAGCAGAAGCAGCCCGAGGUGAACCUCUUUGACUUUGACGACGAGCCUGUGGCUUCAGCAGCCCAGCCUGCGGCGCCUGCUGCUGCCCCUGUGGACGCGUUUGGUGACGACGAUUUUGACGACUUCCAGAGUGCUGCUCCCUCUGGCCCUGUCCCAACAUCUCCCGCCGCUGCAGCGCCUGCUGCUCCCUCGGGUGGUGCCAACGCCAACCUCUUCGCAAUGCUCAACGCGUCGUCUCAGCCUCUGUCCCCAACGUCUGCUGCUUCGACCUCGGCUGUUGCGCAGACACAGCCGUCGUUCGGUGGCAUGUCCGCCAUGGCCUCGCCCCAGAGGCAACAGCCUAUGGGCGGAAUCGGCAUGGGUGGCAUGAGCAGCGGCAUGGGUGGUGGCCUGGGCGGCAUGGGAGGCAUGUCCGGUGGCAUGACUGCCAAGCCAGCCUCCCCGCCUGUCCAGGCUCCCAAGAAGACGGGCGCAUCGGCCUUUGACGACCUGUUCACGGCCUCGCUUGGUGCACCCAGCAAGGGACAACAGGGCGGUGGCCAGAAGACGAUUGCCCAGAUGCAGAAGGAGACGACGAACGCUGGGCUGUGGGGCGCUCCCAAGCCUGCAGGCCAGCAAACCCAGGCCCAGCCUGCGUCGUCGUCUGGCUCUGGCGACCUCCUCGACCUCCUGUAG
This is a messenger RNA of Cutaneotrichosporon cavernicola, 1536 nucleotides long. RefSeq lists its product as uncharacterized. Gene Ontology annotation, molecular function: phospholipid binding; clathrin binding. The transcript has 5 exons. Gene Ontology annotation, cellular component: plasma membrane; endosome; clathrin vesicle coat. NCBI's taxonomy places the organism in Eukaryota, Fungi, Basidiomycota, Tremellomycetes, Trichosporonales, Trichosporonaceae. Gene Ontology annotation, biological process: Golgi to endosome transport; endocytosis. The coding region runs from base 1 to 1536 and encodes 511 amino acids. The record is from RefSeq and is a predicted model, not a curated record.